GGAGGCGCAGUCUCCCUCCCAGGUGCGCGCUUCGCUCCCGGAGCCGCGGAACUCGGCGGCCGCCAUGGCGUCCAACAUGGACCGGGAGAUGAUCUUGGCGGAUUUUCAGGCAUGUACUGGCAUUGAAAACAUUGAUGAAGCUAUUACAUUGCUUGAACAAAAUAAUUGGGAUUUAGUGGCAGCUAUCAAUGGUGUAAUACCCCAGGAAAAUGGCAUUCUACAAAGUGAAUACGGACGUGAGACCAUACCAGGACCUGCAUUUGUUCCAGCAAGUCAUUCAGCUUCAGCUCCUGCUCCCUCUUCUUCUUCAGCAUUUCGACCCGUAAUGCCAUCCAGGCAAAUUGUAGAGAGGCAACCUCGGAUGCUGGACUUCAGGGUUGAGUACAGAGACAGAAAUGUUGAUGUGGUACUUGAAGACAGCUGUACUGUUGGAGAGAUUAAACAGAUUCUAGAAAACGAACUUCAGAUACCUGUGUCUAAAAUGCUGUUAAAAGGCUGGAAGACUGGAGAUGUGGAAGACAGUAUGGUCUUAAAAUCUCUACACUUGCCAAAAAACAACAGUCUUUAUGUCCUUACACCAGACUUGCCACCACCUUCAUCAUCUAGUCAUGCUGGUGCCCUGCAGGAGUCAUUAAAUCAAAACUUCAUGCUGAUCAUCACCCACCGAGAAGUCCAGCGGGAGUACAACCUGAACUUCUCAGGAAGCAGUACCAUUCAAGAGGUAAAGAGGAAUGUGUAUGACCUUACAAGUAUCCCUGUUCGCCAUCAAUUAUGGGAGGGCUGGCCAGCUUCUGCCACAGAUGACUCAAUGUGUCUUGCUGAAUCAGGCCUCUCUUAUCCCUGCCAUCGACUUACAGUGGGAAGAAGGUCUUCACCUGCACAAACCCGGGAGCAGUCCGAGGAGCAAAACACCGAUGUUCAUAUGGUUAGUGACAGUGAUGGAGAUGACUUUGAAGAUGCUACAGAAUUUGGAGUGGAUGAUGGAGAAGUUUUUGGCAUGUCCUCAUCUGCCCUGAGAAAAUCUCCAAUGAUGCCAGAAAACGCAGAAAAUGAAGGAGAUGCCUUAUUACAAUUUACAGCAGAGUUUUCUUCAAGAUAUGGUGAUUGCCAUCCUGUAUUUUUUAUUGGCUCAUUAGAAGCUGCUUUUCAAGAGGCCUUCUACGUGAAAGCCCGAGAUAGAAAGCUUCUUGCUAUCUACCUCCACCAUGAUGAAAGUGUAUUAACCAACGUGUUCUGCUCACAAAUGCUUUGUGCUGAAUCCAUUGUCUCUUAUCUGAGUCAAAAUUUUAUAACCUGGGCUUGGGAUCUGACAAAGGACACCAACAGAGCAAGAUUUCUGACAAUGUGCAAUAGACACUUUGGCAGUGUUGUUGCACAAACCAUUCGGACUCAAAAAACAGAUCAGUUUCCACUUUUCCUGAUUAUUAUGGGAAAGCGAUCAUCUAAUGAAGUGUUAAAUGUGAUACAAGGAAACACAACAGUGGAUGAGUUAAUGAUGAGACUCAUGGCUGCAAUGGAGAUCUUCACAGCCCAACAACAGGAAGAUAUAAAGGAUGAGGAUGAACGUGAAGCCAGAGAAAACGUGAAAAGAGAGCAAGAUGAAGCCUAUCGUCUUUCACUGGAGGCCGACAGAGCAAAAAGGGAAGCUCAUGAGAGAGAGAUGGCCGAGCAGUUUCGUUUGGAGCAGAUUCGUAAAGAGCAAGAAGAGGAACGUGAGGCCAUUCGGCUCUCCUUAGAGCAGGCCCUGCCUCCAGAGCCAAAGGAAGAAAAUGCUGAGCCCGUGAGCAAACUGCGGAUUCGGACCCCCAGUGGCGAGUUCCUGGAGCGGCGUUUCCUGGCCAGCAGUAAACUCCAGAUUGUCUUUGAUUUUGUAGCUUCCAAAGGAUUUCCAUGGGAUGAGUUCAAGUUACUGAGCACCUUUCCUAGGAGAGACGUAAGGAAAUUGAAGCUGGUCCCAGAGAGGUAACCCAGUUGGAUCCAAAUAAAUCAUUAUUGGAGGUAAAGUUAUUCCCUCAAGAAACCCUUUUCCUUGAAGCAAAGGAGUAAACAGCCCAGUGGUGGAACCAGCUAUUCCUUGACAAGUCACAGGCCUGCGUCAAGAGAAGGGCUCCUUGCCAACCCACCCACACGCUCGUCUCACUCAAUUCAAUGUCACACUUCUGCCUCUUGCAAGAUUGCUGGAAAAAAAAGUAAUAAUAAACAUAGCUACUUAAAAUUUCCCAUCCAUGAGUAUAUGUUUUCAACCCUCAAUGCACAGGCAGAGAAUUAUGACUCUGCCACCCUCCCCUAGUCCCUUCACCCCGUUCAGUGACUAAUGCACUGUUCAAGCGUGAGUGAUCAGUAAGUAGAAUUUUUACCUCUCCAGUGCCCAUCUUCUCCCCACAAUGUCUAGGACAGUUCUGUCUGUCCUUCUGUCACCAAGAUGCUGUGAUUUGAUGUGUCUCAUUGAGCUCACACACCUCUGCCUUUUUAUUUUUGUGACUGGACUUUUACUUUGUCACCUAAUUUUAAGAGGCAGGGGGAAAACAAGUCAAAUGGGACAUUCUCAGCAUGGAGAUUAACCAUUGUAGGCGAAAAGGCAUAUCAUUUUUGUUGGUACUUUCUGACUUCAUUGCUAAGACGUAAGGAUUUAUUUGAGGACAGCAUUUGACAUAUAUGCAAGAUACUUCUUUACUUCUGCUGCCUUGGGUCUCCAGGUUCCAUCUAGGAGGUAUUUGCUAUUCCACUGCAGCAGGAAACUGCUCAAGUGCACAAUGUGAAUGUUGAGAUAUUGUGAAGAGAGGACCGUACCAAGACUUCGGUAUCUGGCCCAGCUGCAGGAAGCUGCUGUUAGGUUUGCAUUUUGGUGGUUAAAACCUCACGGAUACCAGCUGCCAAGUUGCUGGUCCGUCGGUGUGCACUGAACACAAUUCUCUUCUGCUUUUCUCUCCCUCUGCUUCAUCACACAUUUGGACCUUGUCACUUGAUGGUUUAAGCACCGUGUCUAUCACCAAAGUCUGAUUAGCUGCCCCAUGGACUCUGAGCCCAGCUGUCAUAAGGGACUGGCUCUACUGUUUCACUCUUCUGUUGUUUUAAUGUUAGAUCUUCGGUUCCUAUCUCAAAUAAAAGGGGUCUCAGUCUGUGGCUGAAAAUUCAGAUUUCAUAUAUUUAAUAGAACAAAUGUGGGGGCUCAGCUCAAAGGACAUGUGUUGCCUGAAUCUACUUAUAAUUUGGGAUUUGAUUUGAUAAAUGGAUUUCUGUUAAUCUACGGGUUUGGGGUUUAGCUCAUGGAGCACUAUUUUAACUCCAUAACAAAUGAUUUCUUUUUAGUCUUAGAAUGUUUCUCCAUAUCCGUUUUUGUGUCACCUAUGGUCUUUAUCCUAGGGGUUGAAAUCCUGAUUUUGACAUUUUGUACUUAUCCAAAAGAGUGUAGGUACUGGUUUUUUACCCCAGCUCCAGCCA
Molecule: messenger RNA, 3441 nt
Organism: Trichechus manatus latirostris (Florida manatee)
Lineage: Eukaryota; Metazoa; Chordata; Mammalia; Sirenia; Trichechidae
Gene: FAF1
Product: Fas associated factor 1
Exons: 20
Coding region: 65-1966 (633 amino acids)
Cellular component (GO): endoplasmic reticulum; nucleus
Molecular function (GO): ubiquitin binding; NF-kappaB binding
Source: RefSeq, a predicted model, not a curated record